Molecule: messenger RNA, 996 nt
Organism: Lathyrus oleraceus (garden pea)
Lineage: Eukaryota; Viridiplantae; Streptophyta; Magnoliopsida; Fabales; Fabaceae
Exons: 2
Coding region: 1-996 (331 amino acids)
Molecular function (GO): nucleic acid binding; RNA-DNA hybrid ribonuclease activity
Source: RefSeq, a predicted model, not a curated record
AUGGUUUUUUCGCCACUCCUCAAGAUCAAGAAGGAAAGUGAUUUUCACUGGGGGCAAGAGCAGCAGGAGGCUUUCGACGCCAUCAAAGGAUACCUUACAAAGCCUCCCAUUUUGUUACCUCCUAGUAGGAAAAAGCAUAUGAGUUUGUAUAUUGCUGCGUCGGAUACGACCAUAGGGAUUAUGUUAGCUCAAGAGGAUGUCAGUGGUGUCGAAAGACCCAUAUAUUACCUCAUUCGAGUUUUGAUAGAUGCUAAAACUAGUCGAAUUGGGAAAUGGGCGCUAGCAUUAACGGAAUUUUCGUUAACAUAUAAGCCUUUGAGGGCUAUGAAGGGCCAGAUAGUGGAAAAUUUUAUUGUGGAUCAUGAUGUAGUUGAACCUUCACUAAACAUGGUUGACACGAACCCUUACCGGUUAUAUUUCGAUGGGUCAAGCCAUAAAAAUGGAACAGAAGUUGAGGUCUUAAUAUUAUCCCCACAAGACAUUUCGACGAAGUUCAAAUGUAAAAUCGAUGGAAAAUGUUCCAAUAACGAAGCAGACUACGAAGCCCUAAUAAUUGGUCUCAAAAUCCUAAGAGAUUUAGGGCCCAAGAAAGUAGAAAUAAAGGGAGAUUCAGAACUAGUGGUCAGACAAAUCACACGAGAAUACAAGUGCAUUAAAGAAAAUUUGCUGAUGUAUUUUGCAAUGGCGACACAACUAUUGGAAUGCUUCGAGGUUGUCAGCAUUACGCAUGUGCCAAGAAUGGAGAAUCAAGAAGCCAACGAGUCAGCACAAAUCGCCUCUGGGUACAAGGUAUCAAAAGAAAAGCUCAAGGAUUUUAUUGAAAUAAAGGAAAAGAUGGCGUCGAACGUCUCGCUGUCACCUAAUAUGGAAAUCCCAAAAACCGGGGGGCACAAUUCAACAAUAAUGAAUGUCUUGAAAAUUUUGAAGUUUUUGCAAGGCACGAAGUAUUUUCCAUUGACAAUUUGUCGCAAUCAGAUUGGGGGAAACCGAUUAUAA